Molecule: messenger RNA, 4588 nt
Organism: Pristis pectinata (smalltooth sawfish)
Lineage: Eukaryota; Metazoa; Chordata; Chondrichthyes; Rhinopristiformes; Pristidae
Gene: crot
Product: carnitine O-octanoyltransferase
Exons: 18
Coding region: 434-2272 (612 amino acids)
Cellular component (GO): peroxisome
Molecular function (GO): carnitine O-octanoyltransferase activity
Source: RefSeq, a predicted model, not a curated record
GGCUGAGUACUGUGGAACAGCACUGGAGAAAUCAUUGGUGAGUUACUGGUGACUCGCAGUCGGCGCCAGAUGGUCGUACGUGUAGGGCGGAGCCAAAGGAAAGAGCAAAGGGGAGAGCUGGGCGGAGUGAGGGAAGCAACGGGCGGAAGAGCGGGCUAAGUGCCAGGGGACUGGUGCAGCGGAAGGUUUGUGGUCCCAGCCAGAGAGGAGAGACGAAAGAGACUGAUACCGAAACUACGGCCGUUCUGCUCGAAGCAAGUCGCGGGGUGUGGAAACGAGAGGAACCAACUGUUUAUCGUCAUUUCCUUCAGAAAUCUGGACAGGGAACCAUAGAGUAAGUUACUGACGAAAAGACUCGGACAAUAUCGAUUACUGGGGAUAUUAAUCCUGCCUUGUGCUGACAGACUUGAAAUCCGCUAAAACGUUGAUAAAAAUGGAACAUCAAAUAUUUGAAUCUAAAGAAGAACGUACAUUCCAGUACCAAGAUUCUUUACCUCAUUUGCCUGUUCCAUUCCUUGAGGAGUCCUUAGCAAAAUAUUUGGAUGCGGUGAAGCCAUUUUUGAAUGAAGAAGAACUUCAAAGGACUACAGAAAUUGUUACAGCAUUUGGACAAGGAAUUGGUAAACAUCUACAUCAAAAACUUCUGGAGAGGGCCAAAGUUAGGAGAAACUGGCUUGAGGAAUGGUGGCUAAUCACUGCCUAUUUGGAGGUCCGAAUGCCAUCAAUGUUGAAUGUAAACUUUGGAGGUUGUGCUCCUUACCUGGAACAUUUUUGGCCACCAAAAGAAGGCACACAGCUUGAACGAACUGCGAUAUCUGUUUACUAUACACUGCAGUUUUGGAAUCUACUUAGAAAGGAGUGCUUGGCUGUGCAUAAAGCUGGUGGUGUGCCAAUAGAUAUGAACCAAUUUCGUAUGCUGUACAGUACCUGCAAAAUACCUGGAGUAACCAGAGAUUCCCUUAUCAGCUACUUUAAAACUGAAGCUGAAGGUCCAUGCCCUUCGCAUUUAGUGGUCCUUUGUUGUGGGCGAGCAUUUGUCUUUGAUACCCUGUGUGACCAUCAAAUCCUUACACCGCCAGAGUUGUUCAGGCAACUCGCUUAUAUCAGGGAACGAUGCAACAAUGAACCAGAAGGGCCAGGUGUGUCAGCAUUAACUGCUGAGGAAAGAACGCGAUGGGCAAAGGCACGGGAACAUCUAAUUAGCUUGGAUCCCAAUAAUAUGACUAUCCUGGAACAAAUUCAGAGGUCCUUGUUUAUACUAUCAUUGGAUGAUGCUAGUCCCCAUGCAACACCUGACAAUUAUUCUGAAAUGAGUUUAUCAGCCCUAACUGGAAAUCCAACUAUACGAUGGGGUGACAAGUCCCACAAUUGUAUUAGUUACUCUAAUGGAACGUUUGUUUCAAACUGUGAUCACUCUCCAUAUGAUGCAAUGGUCAUGAUUACCAUGUGUUAUUAUAUUGAUCAAGCUUUGAAGAAGGUGGAAGGAAAAUGGAAGGGAUCAACUGCAGUACGUGACCUGCCUUUGCCAGAGGAGCUGGUUUUUGUGUUGGAUCAAAGGAUUCUAAAUGACAUAGAGCAUGCUAAACAACAGUAUUACAAGCAGGCAUCAGAUGUCCAAAUUAUCAGUUAUGCUUUCACUGCCUUUGGCAAAUCUCAGAUCAAACAGAAAAAGCUUCACCCAGACAUUUUUGUACAGCUUGCCCUUCAGCUGGCUUACUAUAGGUUGCAUGGACGGCCUGGCUCCUGUUAUGAAACUGCAACAACAAGACGAUUUUACCAUGGCCGAACUGAGACAAUGAGGCCCUGUACUGUUGAGGCAGUGGAAUGGUGCCGAGCAAUGCUGGAUCCAGCAGUUUCUAAUAUGAAACGUCAGCAGAUGAUGAAGAAGUCCUUUGUAAAGCAUCACAAAUUGAUGACUGAAUGUCAGAAUGGUAGAGGGUUUGACCGGCACCUCCUGGGUCUCCUUCUUAUAGCUAAGGAGGAAGGUCUUCCUGUGCCAGAGAUCUUUUCCGAUCCUGCCUUUACUAAAAGUGGCGGUGGAGGGAAUUUUGUUCUUUCAACUAGCCUGACUGGAUAUACGACAGUCUUGGGUGGUGUUCUUCCUAUGGUCUACAAUGGCUAUGGAUUUUUCUAUAGUAUUCGUGAUGAUAGGAUUGUUAUAAUUUGUUCUGCCUGGAAGUCAUGCCCAGAGACCGAUGCAGAAGAGCUAUACAAGGGGGUAGUUCAGUCCUUUCAUGAAAUGAUUCAGUUGAUGACAACAGCCCAGCUUUAAAUGAUAUUAGAAGAAGACGUACGGCUAAAAAGUACUAAAGUUCUAACCAUUUACAUAUUUGCGUUAGUGUACUAGUAAAUAUUGCCUAUGCCUCUGUAAAGUCGAUACCUCAGAACUUGAAGCUACAGGACAUUGAUUUUUAUCUUAAAUUCCUACUUUGCAAUAUCAAUGCAACAUUUUUGAAACCAUGCACAAUACAAUGCAAAAAGUGCAACAAUGCAGAUUCCUAAAUACAGGGCAGUUUUUGUAUUUUGCUUUUAACUCUGUAGAAUUAGCAAAAAGGUACUAAUAUUAAUUUUAUUUAAGUCUUGAUGGACCUAGUUUGAUUAAUUCUUAGAAACAUUUUAUAGAUCUGAAACUAUGAAGCAGACACACAUAUCUAGAAUAGAAAAUGGUGUACUUACAAUUUGUAAAUAUAUAAUUUUAGAGUUUAUCAAAAUAUUUACUAAGUAAACUAGAACACAAAAUAUAAAAAUUGUAUUAGGUAAAACUGGCGUGGAACAUUGUUUGACUCACAACUGUGUCUUGCUUUAGCAUUGCUGAUAAUAGUCUAUUAAUGUGGGUAUGAAGCAUGGAGUAACCAAAAUGACAUCGAGCCUGUUAAACAAACCUGAAAUCUUUUUGUCAUUUGAAGGAAGUUAAAAUGACAAACAAUUGUUCUAAUUUCUGAUAAAAAGCAGGCUCUAUUGCUGAUUGAAAUGCAAAUUGGGUAACAGGUGAAUUAUUCAGUGAAUGUGUUUUAUUUCCCUUGUUACCGUUAGUUUAAUAUUCUGUUUUAAGAUAUACCAAACAUUUAUUUUCUACCUGUUUUAGCUCACUGCAUGUCCAUCAAAAGUGGAGAAACAUUUUCAGCCACAUGCUGUUUUUCAUUAUCUCUAACAUAAAUGGGGAAGUGACCUUUUAACCUCUGAAACAACUCCUUUUCUAGGCCUUUCUUUUACAUAGUGGGUUCCCUUGUUGAUCACAAUGUCUGCUCCUCUUCCUUCCAUAAUCUUCUAUAGACUUUCUGAAAUCUUGCUUCCUUAGCACUUUUGAGACAACAAUGCACCUGGAACUUACUGUCUAGACUGCAAAACAUGGCGUUGAACCCUCCAAAUAAUAUUAGUCUGGAAACGGUACAGUGUUUCAAACUGAACCACUUUCAAAACUUAGAAGUCUAUGAAUUUGAGCCUGAGUUUUGUUUUUUGAAAAUAAAACUACACACUCCAUCUACAGCUAUAUAUCUCCAUACUAAAAGUAUGCACUGGCAGACAAGCACUGUAUAUUAAUUGCCAAUGAAGAACAAAUUAACCAUAAAUGAGAACAGAAAAUUUUGGAAACAAUCAGCAGGUCAGCAUCUAUGGAAAAUGAAACAAGAGUCAACACUUCAGGCCGGAGACCUUCAUCAAAACCGGGGAAAGAGCAAGGAACAAGUUAACUUUAAGUUGCAGAGAAGGUGAGGAAGGGAUGGAUAGGACAAAGGGAAUAUCUAUGAUGGGAUGAGGCCAAGAUUCCCAUGGGGAUAGGUUGUAGAGGCUUUUUGAUCAAAGGGUUAAUGGGGGCAGUUAGAGAGUGAGAAUCCUAACAAAAAAGUGCAGAGUUGGAAAGAGAAAAUCUAAGCCAAUGUCACAGAUGACUUUCAUCAGAAAUAACCGAUGUGGACAGAGAAAAUGAGUUACCAGAUAUUGUAGAAUUCAAGUCUGGAAGGAUGCAGUUGCUCAAGCAAAAGGUGGGGCACUGUUCCUCAAGUUUUGUUAUAAAAUAAAUAUCCUGUAGCAAUAGUUGCAGUUGUUUACAUUUUGGUGUUACCUGAUGUUUAAUAAGGAAGAUCACUACUGGAUGAAGGUUGAAAAUUGUUAAGUGAACUGUGGAAUAAAUAAAUAGUACAAGAAUGUUUUGCUAAAUAAAAAUAUAGCUAUGACAGGUAUGCAGAGACUACUAAAUAAGAAUGACCAAGGAUAGUUGGUGGUAAAAUAGACAAAAGUAAGAAGUCACCUAGCUCGACCCAAGGUUUGUGCUCAUUUCACAGGCAAUCAUUUGAGAUGUACCCAGACAAUGUGUAAAGAAAGAUGUAAACACUUGAUGGUAAAUUUGUGAAAAUUCUGGAUUUUUCUCUAAUGUUUGUAAUUAAUUUCACAAACACUGUAUUUUACAUCGUAUAGGCUGUGAUUUAGUUGCUUGAUUUGAAAGAUGCAAAUAGUAAGAUCAGCGAUUGUUGAAUAUGGAUUUCUUUCCAUUCAAUCUUACCUCUGAUUUGGAAGUUCUCUGGAGUUACUACUUUCUAGUAAUGUUUUUGUUUGAUCUCUUUACAUGGCACAUCCAUGAUUGAAAUCUUAA